Messenger RNA from Porites evermanni, 2492 nucleotides. NCBI's taxonomy places the organism in Eukaryota, Metazoa, Cnidaria, Anthozoa, Scleractinia, Poritidae. The record is from the annotation of a GenBank genome assembly.
AUGGAUUGCAACCAGAUUAUUGGUUUGUCUUGCUUCAUAUUUGUUAUUGUUAUGUAUCCCUUACAUUCCUUCAUGAGAUAAUAAUAAUAAUAAUAAUAAUAAUAAUAAUAAUAAUAAUAAUAAUAAUAAUAAUAAUAUUAAUAUUAUGGAUGAUGUAAGUUUACAUUCAUUAACCAAAUUUCCUCCCCUCUUUGUUUGGUAUGAAAAUGCUUAAAAGGUGAUGGAAAUGGUCAAUAUGCAAGCUACAGUUGGAAAAGGUCACACAAAGUCGUUCUUGAACUUCUUUAUCUUACACUGAUCUCUUACAUCACAAUAAACAUUUUGCCCAUUAAAAGGCGCUACAACCAGUCUCUAGAACGUCUGAGAUGUUGUGCUUGACUAAUGGCCCUCUUUUCCUCUAACACUUGCAAUGACAACUUUGAAUCUCUCUGAGGUAGUUUUUUUAACCAAUGUCACAACCAUUUGGAAACUGGUUGUACUUGGGCUCCUUUUAAAUAAGGCUAAGCUACACUACCUCUUAGUGUAUGAGAAACAGUUAGUGGGAAAAUGCAUAUAAAAGUCAGCCAGUUGCAUUUUGAUUGAAAAACUACACUUAGUGGCGGUUAAUUUUUGUGGUAUCAAUUAUUUUUUUUGGUAUGUUAGUCAAUCUGGCUACUUCUUAAAGAUAAAUGUUAUCUUCUCAUUCACUAUGAUCGGUCAUUUUUUUUGUUUGCUUUUAGAUGUUGAUGGGCCUGGAACCAGUUACAUGGAGGCAAGUAUCUUGAUAGUUUCCCCAGAACUGUUACCUUCCCAAACACGUAAAUCUGAGCAAAGUAAAUUGGAAACCCUUAAAGAAAUGUUUCCAGGGGUAAAUGAUGUGGAUGUAGCAGAAAUUUUGAAGUCUUCAGCAAGCCUUGAAGAAGCAACAAGUCGAAUCCUGGAUUGCUCAUAUGCUGAAGACAUCUUGAAUGAAAGAGGUAUUUUACAAAAUUUCAUAUUUUCUACAAUAUUUCUUUACUGGGCAAGGGUGAUUAAAUGACCCCUCAGCAAAAGUAGUGGAAGCUCUGAGAACCCAAUGUUGACAAUGUCCCUGGAUUUGAGGUAUUACAAAUGCUGACAUUACUACAUGAUAUAUGUGCUGAUUAUUGAUAACACAUCUAGAGUACAUAGUAUUGUAGAUAUUUUGUUUUGUGGCAGAUGCUGUUUUUGAAUACCCCCUGUAAAUACUAAGUAGAGAAUACUUGAAGCAAACAUUGUAGUUGCAAAGUGCCUGUGAGUUGUUGUUUUGGAAUGCAAUGUUUACCUCAAUCUUUUAGAUACUUUUUGAGAAAAUGAGGGUGAUGCCUUUCCACUCAGCAUUGUUAAGAAGGACCCUAUAACUGCAAUGGACCCAUUCAGAAGGAAAAUCCUGAAACCAGAACAAAUUAUCUGCGUGCAACAGCAGUCUCCCCUGUUAGUGAGAGAAUUAUUUAUUUAAGAUGAUGAAGAGAGGGUAGAUAGACAUUAGAAGAGAAUUGGAUAUUGAUUUUGUUGAUGAGGAUCGAAUAGAUGCCAAGGGUUUGACGAGAGAGUAUCUCAACCUUGUUCUUCAAGGAGAGUAUCUCAACCUUGUUCUUCAAGGCAUAACAGAUGGCACAGGCAGUUAUAUUUUAUUCGAAGGUAGGGAAAUUUUAGGGAACUGAACACCUUUAGAAUGUAGGCAUGUACAUGUAUUUAGUUACUGGCAUUCUAUCGUGAAUGGUAAAUUCCAAUGUUAUGGUGCCACUGGGACUGGGUAAAAACAAUAAAUGCAUUCGUGAUAGACAUUGAAAAAAGAUAUAUCAAAACCUAUUUGCAUCAGACAAAUGGAAGUUAAUUGUCUGUCAAUAUAACUUACUAUAAGAAGUAAACCUAACGGAAAUGUGUAAACGAUAGUAAAGAUAGAAGAGUAUGGGCUUUUAUCCCAAAUCAUUUGAUUCAUCCCAUAUAUACAUAUUAUACAUUACCACUUAUACAAGUACAAGUAUUCUGCAACCAACAAUUAAAAAACUUAGAUGUUUUAAAAUCAGUGUGCUCAGCCCUACAAUGUAAACUGUAGUCCAAGAAUGUUUUUUCCUGCCUAAUCAAUAAUCAUACUGCAAUUCUCCACCUGACAUUCACUAUUCAAUUACAAUAAGGUCUAAUAUCCUGUUGACCUUAUGCACAUAAGGUGCACAGUAUAGUAGUAUUUGUACAGCUUACAGGAAUUAUUGUAGAAAUAAUAAUCUGAAUUUCCCAAAUUAUUGAGACCAAGACUAAGUAAGUACCAUAAAUUUUAUUAAUAGGAGACAGAGAUCACCUGCUGCCAGUUAACUAAGAGGAAUACUUGCAGAGUGGCUAUUUCUCCUGCUUUGACAGUUGUUCAAGGAGGAAGUGGAUUGGUGGGAUUGUCCAGAGCUUUCUCUCCUUAUUUGGUCACUAGGGAUAUAACAUCUUCUUUGACCAUUUCUGAUAUACCUGACUUGACUGUUCAAAUGUGUUUACAGGAGGUAAAG